Molecule: messenger RNA, 1521 nt
Organism: Xyrauchen texanus (razorback sucker)
Lineage: Eukaryota; Metazoa; Chordata; Actinopteri; Cypriniformes; Catostomidae
Product: paternally-expressed gene 3 protein-like
Exons: 6
Coding region: 109-1521 (470 amino acids)
Biological process (GO): regulation of transcription by RNA polymerase II
Cellular component (GO): nucleus
Molecular function (GO): RNA polymerase II cis-regulatory region sequence-specific DNA binding; DNA-binding transcription factor activity, RNA polymerase II-specific
Source: RefSeq, a predicted model, not a curated record
UCUACCAGUGAGCCUCGAGAUCUAAUAUCCAACCAAGGGGCACUACCGUCGUCAUCAACCCCCAUCCUCAACUGCACAUUACUGGGGGGGUUAUUACAAAGUGAUGUCAUGGAGAAGGGUGAUGGAAAUUCAGAAAAUCCAAAGGACAUUUCCCCCACGCUGGAGCAAUGUGGGAAAACUCAGAGAAGCCCACGGUCUCCAGCCUUCAACUCAUCUCUCACAUGGGACUCAGACUCUGAAAAAGAAACCUUGGACGAGGAAGAGCUUCAGCACUUUUCUAACCCUCAUGGUCUGGCUGCUCACAGCCCUGGAAGUCCCACCUCUAGACUCACACAAGACAGACUUGACAGUGAUCCCUGCCAAGAACCUGAGGAAUCCAAGCACUUAUUUCUUGAGAAGAUCACACCAGGACCUAUGGAGAUGGAGAAUCAAGGAGCUGAUGUUUCAAACAGGGAACUAACAACUACAGACACCAGCUCACAUAAACUAAAACAAGACAAAGUGACCCAUUUGCCAGAUGUUGCACCAAAAGAGACAUGCCAAAAAGAAGAGCAGGAUGAACUGAAAGUGCAUAAUCACAGGGGCAAGGAAAAGACGAAUACCAAGGAGUCAGAUGUAUACACCUUCCCAGCUGACUCUGAGCCUGAAAGCCCACCCCCUGGGCCUUGGGCACACUGCACCUUCAUCCAAUGCAGAAGGAAAAAGAGGGCUAUACUGAGGCCUUUCUCCGGACUGGGAACCUGGCAACGCCCAACAGGUGGCGGCAGAAGGGGUAGGGGCAAACCCUCAGGAGCAAAGAAGCAUAGGAAAAACACAGAUGAUGAGGGAAGGAUGUCUGGAUUUAAAGAUGAACAGGAAGAGAAGUUAAAGGAAAGGCAAAUAGUAGACCACCAACUGGAUGGAGACCUAUGCCAAGAGAUUUUCACAUGUGUAGAAUGUAGCAUCUACUUCAAAAAACAAGCCCAUCUACGUGAACACAUGCGGGAGCAUGGCCAAGGCAGUAGACCAGCAAAGAAAUGUGGCGAACAGCUUCCUAAAAGCGGGUUUGAAUGUCUAGAUUGUGGUCAAGAGUUUGUAGAUCAGUUGCUUUUGCUAGAUCAUCACAGAUCCCACGAGGAGUCAAGGCAGAAAAUCCUAGAGGAGAUUAGAAAACUAAAUGAGGGAGAAAAGGGAGCAGCACAGCUAGCCAGUUGUAGUAAAGAAUCAGAGCCAGUUAUCAAAGAGUCAGCAGAAGUCAGUUGUAGCCAGUUUAUGUGUCUUAAGUGCAACUUCAUCUCGGAUGUGCAUCAAGAGUUUGCAGAACAUGCCAAGACACACAGAACCCGAACAAGGUCUGGCAUCUCUCGAACUUCACCUCGUAUUCAACAGAAGUCCUCCAAAAAAGGACAAGGUUCCACUGCAGAUGUUCCAUCAACUCUUUUCACUUCACCGCUGAACAAGAGAUACCCCAUCCGAACAUCCAAAAAAACGAAAGAAACACAGUCUGAUGUUGGCCCUUCACAGCCCCAGCCGAUGCCAUAG